Messenger RNA from Cuscuta campestris, 776 nucleotides. NCBI's taxonomy places the organism in Eukaryota, Viridiplantae, Streptophyta, Magnoliopsida, Solanales, Convolvulaceae. The record is from the annotation of a GenBank genome assembly.
CUAAUUUCACUUCAGUCUUCAGGUUGCCAUAAAGAAGACCGAGAGGGGGCCCGAGCUGAUGGGCUUUUUUUUUCGUUAGCAUGCUUUUGUGGCAUCAUAGCAGGACUGCUUAUGUUUCUUGCAAGAGACAUACCUGGCUCGAUCGUUGGAGCUGUAUUUGCUAUGCUUCAAUGCCUUUUCGCUAGCCUUUACUCCUGCAGCGCUCCAUACUCCCUCCGCUACGGGACAAUUUUACAUCUGGAGAUGGGUACGAUGAGUCUUCUUGAGUAUUGUCAGAUGUUCGAUCAUCUUGCUGAGUUCGGCCAGGAUUUGGUGAACCCCACCAAACGUUGUUGCGAUAAGUUUGUGAAGGGCAUGUACCCGAAACUUCAGAAGCAAAUGUCUACUGCAUCUAGGCAAGACUUUGGUCUUAUGUACGAACAGGCCAAAGAAGUGGUUCGGACUAAAGAAGGCGUGAGUCAGAAGAACAACCAACAAUCACCUAAGACAGCUAUGCAUGCAGCUAGCACAAGUAAGACCCUCCCAGGGAAGAGACCCCUAAGCGGAUCGAAGCUCCAACUAUCGAAAAAGGAAAAGUCCGUGCCUACCCAAUCCGAGGCAUCUAACUACAGUCGGUUGGCAUCGAAAUACACUCGCGUUGUGAGAGUUGUUGGGGACAUCACCCAGGAGAGUGCUAGAAGACCCUAGGGCUUUGCAUGGGCUACAGAUAGACCUGAUCAAAGUGCGGGUAGGACCGGGUUUCGGGCCGGGCCGAGACACUACUUUACGAGAAAUUC